Molecule: messenger RNA, 27668 nt
Organism: Drosophila ananassae
Lineage: Eukaryota; Metazoa; Arthropoda; Insecta; Diptera; Drosophilidae
Gene: bent
Product: twitchin
Exons: 48
Coding region: 195-27173 (8992 amino acids)
Biological process (GO): protein phosphorylation
Molecular function (GO): protein binding; ATP binding; protein kinase activity
Source: RefSeq, a predicted model, not a curated record
ACCGAAUAGUUGCCACAAAUCUUCCCGAUCAAAAGUGAAAAUGUUUGGAUGUGCCAGUAAUAGAUAAAAGCUCGUGAAGUUCGCUUCGUUUUCGUAUAAAUUAAAUUUCGUGGUGCGCUCGAAGUGUUACCUGUAGUCUAGUUUGUUCUUGAGCAAUACCAGAGUAAUACGAAGCUUAAACAAACGCCCUCAGCAUGGGGGUGGCUGAAGAUUUUGCUCCCAGCUUUAUCAAAAAGCCACAACUGCAUCAGGAGGAUGAUGGAAAUCGGUUAAUAUUUGAGUGUCAGAUACUGUCAUCCCCGAAGCCAGAUAUUGAAUGGUUCCGGAGUGAUAAUAAGCUUGUAGAAGAUGAGCGAACCAAAUUUAAAAUUCAACCAGAUGGAAAUAAUAACUACACUGUAGUAUUAGAGCUGGACGAUGUAGUUGAAGCCGAUGCGGGACUUUAUAAAGUGAAGGCCAAGAACAAAUCGGGCGAAGUUUCUGCAUCAAUAAAUUUAAAUUUUACACAGGGUAUGUUUUCACUUCAUGAAAACGAAGGACAAAUCGACGGCUUCGCGCCGACAUUCGCGAAAAAACCAGCCAUACGACAAGAAGAAGAUGGAAAACGACUGCUUUUUGAGUGCAGAGUAAACGCUGAUCCUAUCCCAAUCAUAAAAUGGGUCCACAACGGCACAGAUGUAAAGGAAUCGUCAAGACACAAACUAACUAUUGACAAAGACGGUCAUUCCUAUUUUGCAACACUUGAGAUAAUGAAUGUCACAGUUGAGGAUGCUGGCAAAUAUAAAGUGAAUGCAAAAAACGAAUUGGGUGAAAGCAAUGCAACUAUAAGUCUAAAUUUUGACAGCGACGAGGCGCCCAUACCAGAAAGUGCUGAUGGUAUUAAACCAACUUUUACUGAACGUCCUGUAAUUAGACAAAGCGAAGAUGGUGGCAAUGUAACGUUUGAAUGCAGAUGCGUCGGAGAACCCAUGCCGACAGUCACAUGGUCCCAUGGCGAGACUAUUCUAAGCGAAGGAAAUCGUUACAAAAUGUCAUUGACCAUGGAUCAAAAACUCUAUUACAUGGCAUGUUUAGAGAUUAGUUGUGUAGUUUCCACAGACCAGGGUGAAUAUCGCGCGCUAGCGAAAAAUAGGCACGGCAGUGGAGUCGCAGCAAUAAAUCUAAAUUUCGAAAGCGGAUCGAAAAAAAUUCCUGAUGGAAAAUCGCCACGAUUUCCAAAAAAACCAACGAUCCGUCAAGAAGAAGACAUACUAAUCAUGGAAUGUAUAUUGGAGGCACAUCCAAUGCCAGAAAUUGUUUGGUAUUGUUCUGAUACGGAAAUUAUAAAUAACCAAAGAACUAAAAUGACACGCAAGGUGAUAACAAAAGAUAGUUACAGUCUUACAUUGGAAAUAAAAAAUCCCACAAAGGAUGAUGGUGGUAGCUACCGCUGUAACGCUAUUAACAUGUAUGGAGAGAGUAAUGCAAACAUUGCGCUUAAUUUUCAAGGUGCGAGCGAUGUAAACGGUUUUGCGCCAUCAUUUAUUGAGAAGCCCCGAAUAAUCCCGAAUGAAUCGGGUACAUUGAUUACCAUGAAAUGUAAAUGUAAGGCGAAACCGGAGCCUACAGUUACUUGGUAUAGGGGUCAAGAAGUUGUUGAAAAAAACCAGAAGAUUAAAAUAAACAUUAUCGUUGUGGCGGAAGAUACAUACGAACUAACCUUGGAAAUUAAGGAUCCUGGUGCGUCAGAUGGCGGGACUUACAGGUGUAACGUAAAAAACGAGUUUGGCGAAUCAAAUGCGAAUUUAAACCUAAAUAUAGAAGCUGAACCUGAGCUAGAGGGCGAAGGACCUACCUUUAUAGAAAAGCCGCGUAUUGUGUCAGAAAAUAAUGGAAAAUUGGUUAUAAUGGAAUGUAAGGUCAAGGCAGAUCCAAAACCAGAUAUAAUUUGGUACCGCAAUGGUAUGGCCAUUCAAGAAAUUAAUAAGAUUAAAAUGUCAAUGGAACAACGGGGUGAUCAGUAUUAUAUCAAACUGGAACUCUUAGAUCCGCAAUUAGAUGACUCUGGGAUUUACAAAUGCAACAUAAAGAAUUCCUUGGGCGAAUUAAAUGCAAACCUUACCUUGAAUAUAGAAAUUGUUCCUGUUAUAAAGGAAAAGCCGAAAAUUAUAAAAAUCAUAAAAAAACGAUCUGUUGUAAUUGAGUGUACUGUUGCAUCAAAGUUUCAGCCCAAGUGCACCUGGUACAAAGAAGCAAAUGUUGUUAAAGAGAGUACACGGCACGUUUAUCUUGUAGAGAAAAUCAAGGACGGGGAGUUUGCAGUAAAGCUAGAAAUCAACGAUGUAGAGGAAAGUGAUAAAGGCGCAUACAAAGUGGUGGCCAGCAAUGAAAAGGGGGAGGCUGUAUCUCAAGUCGUUAAUCUUAUCGACAUCCCAGAGGAAGAUCGCAAACCUUCUAAGCCAGAAAUAUUGAAAAAGUUAGUUGACCAGAAAGUGACCGAAUCGAAAAUGUUUGAGCUUUUGAUCAAGCUUACACAGUCGGAUCGUAAAUGUAAAGUAGAAUGGUAUAAAGGCAACACCCUUUUACGAGAAACUAAGGACAUAACUACAACUUUUGAUGGAACUAUUGCGCGCCUAACAUUUAGCACUGCAAAAUCGGAACACACAUCCAAUUAUAAAGUUAUUGUCAUUAACGAAGUUGGCAAAGAUGAAUCGAGUUGUAAAGUAACAGUAGAGAAAAAGGACAAAAAAAAGGAUGAAAAGCCCAAAAACAAUGAUGCAUCCGAUGCCAACAAGGAAUUAAAGGAAGAAGAAAAUAAAAAUAAAACUCCUGAAGUACCUGAAGAUAACUUGGAACCAGCAAGUAAGGCAGAAGAAAUAAAAAAGAUGAAAAGUCAAGAAAGUAAAGAAAAAACUAAACUUGAAAAAGAAGAAGAUAAAACCAAAAUUUUUGAAACCCAAAACAAAGCAGAUAAACCUGUGACAAAACUUCAACCAAAAAUAAUAACAAAGAACACUGAAAAGGAAGUAACGAAUGUGAAAACUGAUGAAGGAAAGGAAUCAAACGAAGUAUCAUCAGCGAAAAUUAUACCCCAAUCCAUAUCUAAAAAGGUGAAAAGUGAAAUACCUGAAGUUAAUAAUCAACAGUCAGACUUAAACAAAAACAAAAAAACAGAAUUGUCUUCUAGUACUGAUACAGAAAAUGAGUGGAAUGAGCCCCAAGCUGCGGAAGAAAAAAUUUUGAAAAAGGCGGAAAGAAAGGCAAGUAUCAUUUCCGUUAAAGAAGACGAUUCUUUAGAAGUCCGUCGUCAAUCGAUAAUUAAUUGUAAGGAGGAAACCUCAAUCGAAGACUCAAAGAUAGAAGAAGUAAGAAAAUCGUCAUUAGUGGUUCAGGAAUCCAAAACAGGGUCCCGAAGAUCAUCAAUUAUUGAAAAAAAUAGUUUAGAGCAGGUUGAUACUAAAAAACUUGAUGCUAACAAAAAUCCUCAAGAAAUAAAGGAAGAGAUUCCCAAGCUGAAACCUUCAGCAUUACGACGAAACUCAAAGCCCAUUGAAGCGCAAAAACCUUCAGAGGAUCUGCCACACCUUCGUAAAGCCUCAAUCGCUCAACCAAAAGAGGAAUCAAAGCCAGAAGCUCCAAAAGCAAAGACCAAACCCAAGGCCAAGAGCAAGCCUAAAUACGAAGAGCUUCCAGAGAUUCCUGAUUAUGAACGUCCAGUGCUCGAAAAAUAUGAAAAAUCAGAGUUUAAGCCAUCUGAUUUUGGUCGUGAUGUGGAAAUCCCAAGCAAGAUGGAAAAACCCAUUUUAGAUGGAAACAAGAAGGAACCACAACCAGAAUCCCCGAAGAAUGACCUAUUAAAAAAGACUGCAAUUAUUGAAAAAACUCCUGAAGAAAAAAAAGAGCUAAAAAUCGGUAAAGGUAAACUUGCAUAUGAAGAUGACGGUCAGGAUGGAGUUAGCCUUAAACCGGUCAUUAUAGAACCACAGAAUGACUCAACUGACGGGAAUUCCCAAGAAUCUAAGCAGGCUGAAAGAACAUCUUUGUUAGAUACUAUAAAGCAGCGUCGGCGAUCGUCUAUAAGAAAUUUGAUGACUAAGGAACCAAUUCAAAAUGAAUCAUUCCUUGGGGUUGUUUUAAAACCCGUGAUAAAGGAUUCUAAAGAGCAAACGUUGCCACAGCAAGCUAAGCAGCUAACGAAGGCAAACAUAUUGGAGAAAUUAUCUUCAACAAAGGCAAUAAAGGCGCAUAUAUCAGACCUAAAAAAACCCGAAGCUGUGGCAACCCUAAUCGAUGAUUAUGAGGUUCCUGUUCUAGAAAAAUAUGAUCCAGUUAAAUUAGAUAAUUCGAAAUCAGAAGUACCAACACCAGGCAUUAUAACACCGGACACAAAGUCUUCUGUAGUAAAAGUACCUGUAGAAUUUCCUAAGGAGGAGAAACCAAAAAUGACUAAAAUACAACAACCUGCAGCAGGAGAACCUCCAAAGAUUGAAGUAAUUCGGGAGAAACGACCAUCAUUGGCGCCAGAGCCACCGAGUCGUAGAGGAUCUUUGAUACCGCCAGCCGAUAUGGGUCGUCGACCAUCUCUGAUAAUCAAUGACGAGAAGAAACUCCGUCCAGGCGAAGUAAUGGAUACACGGUUAUUGAGGCCAGGAGAGGUCGGUGAAGGACAGCUUAAACAACACCGUCCAGGCGAAAUGGGGGACAACAAACAGCGGAGAAGACCCUCAAUCGAUGUGCGCCGUCCUAGUGUACAAGAUUUGGAAGAUCUUAUAAAUAAACCAUCUACACCAUUACGCGAUGUCGGUGAUGGUGGCCCUCCCUCAAUUGUUGAUGUCCAAGAGUCCUACUCUGUUGUAGAAGACUCGACCGCUUAUCUUACGGUUGGUGUCGAAGGCAGUCCAGCACCCACAUUCAAGUUCUACAAGGGAGUAAGUGAAAUUCUCGAGGGCGGUCGUUAUAAGUUCCUUACAGAUGGACAAACAAACACAAUCACAUUGUGUAUGCGUAAGUGCAAACCCAAUGACGAGGGAAAGUACAAGAUUGUUGUGUCAAACAUUCAUGGCGAAGAUUCAGCGGAAAUGCAAUUAUAUGUAUCGGAUUCAAGUGGCAUGGAUUUCCGAGCCAUGCUCAAAAAACGUCGUUAUCAAAAAUGGGACAAAGAUGAGCAGGACCCUAAUUGGGGGGAUCUUAAAGAAACUGAAAAACCAUUACCGGCCCUUAAAAAAGUUGAAAGGGGCUCAGGAUCUCGUAGACCAUCAUUAGCCGAGUUGAUACCAGACUGGCCGACGCUUCAUCCGUUUCGGCGUGACGAGAAGGUUGAGUCAUUCCUUAGCCCACUCAUCGAUCAGUUUGCAAAAGAAGGAAAGGAUAAAAAAGUUAUUUUUGAAGCCAGAUUCAGUAAACCAAACUGUAAACCUAAAUGGCUAUUUCGUAAGGAUGAAGUGUUUACUGGCAGCAAGUUUAAGUUCAAACAGGAAAACGACACGUACCAACUGAUAAUUAUGACACCGAAAGUAGAAGACACUGGAAAAUAUACCAUUGAAAUCGGUGGGGUAUCAAGUACAGCAUUUUUGAAUGUCGAAGAAGCCGAUCCAACAUACACAUUUACUAAAACAUUGAAAAAGAAGCUGGAAGGAUUCACAGAACAUGAAACUACCCUUGAGUGCGCUGUCAGUAGUAGCAUGGCUAAUGUGCACUGGUUUAAAGAUAAUACAAAAAUUGAGUCUGAUGAUCCGCGCUAUCUAAUAUCCAAAGACAUUAAUGGAAACCUUAAACUUAUUAUAAAAGAAUCUUUAAUAGAGGACUCCGGAUUAUAUAGAUGUCAGUUAGAUAAGCAAUCAGAUAAGACUGAAUGUAAUCUAAGGGUUGUGGAGUACCCGUAUAAGUUUGUCAAAGUUUUGAAAUCUCAGCAGUGCGUGGAAAAGGAUACAGUGACGCUUGCCUGUGAAAUCGAUGAUGCUCGAGGCGAAGUUCAAUGGUUCCGAAAUGAUGAAGAAAUUAAAGCUGAUAAGCGAAUACAAAUUAUAAAAGAUGGACGAAAGCGCAAGUUAGUAAUUAAAGACUGUAAGGUUACUGAUGCUGGUCGUUUUAAAUGUACAACAAACGCGGAUAAAACUGAGGCUGAAAUAAUUAUUAACUAUCAAAACCGUUUUAACAAAAAACUGAAAGACACAGAUGCAGUUGAAAGGGAGAAACUUGUCCUGGACAUAGAACUGCAGGAUCAGACAGCGCCUUGCAAUUGGAAGUUCAACGGAGACCCCAUAGUGCCAAAUGAACGAAUUGAGAUAAAAAACCUCGGUGGCGGAAAGCAUCAAAUAAUUUUUAACAACCUUGAAAUGUCUGAUGAAGGUGAAAUUGAGUGCGAAUCUGGUCAGAUAACAUCAAAGUGCCAUCUGUCCGUCCGUAAAGGAGAAAGCAGACCAAACAUUGAUUGCCCUGAUGAAUUUACUGGUCCUAUUUCUGCUCCGGUAGUUAUAGAAGUACCAUUUAAAGUUUCAGGUACUAAGCAAUCUCCGGUUGAGGCCAAAUUGUUCAAAGAUGGAAAGCCUUUGCCAGUAAAGGACGUGGAUGUAUGCAUUGCCGAUGAUAAAGUAAUAUUUAAAAUAAAAAAACCAUCAAGAGAUUUAUCUGGGCCAUAUCAAAUAAAACUUUCUAAUGGUCAAGGCGAAGAUUCAAAGGAUGUACAUAUUAUUUGUCAAGAUGUUCCACAGCCACCGCAAGAUGUUGAUAUUACGGAUGUUUACCAGACUUCAUGUAUAGUAAACUUUAAGCCACCUACUGAUGAUGGUGGAACUCCCAUAAUAAAAUAUUUGAUUGAACGGCAAGAUAUAAGCAAAAAACAAGGCUGGGAGCCUGUCGUAGAGGUUUUACCUAGUGAACCUUUGGUAAAGAAAAUAGAUGACUUGGUUCCAAAAAAGCAAUACAGAUUCCGUCUUCGUGCUGUUAACAAGAUAGGUCCAUCUGAUCCGGCUACAUUUAAAAGCUCAAUUCUUGCAAAAGAUCCUUGGGAUGAGCCCGGAAAGCCCCAAUCUGUUGAUCUUAUUGACUGGGACAAAGAUCAUGCGGAUCUCAAGUGGGAAGCACCCGAAAAUGAUGGAGGGGAUCUUAUAACUUCGUACAUUUUGGAAUACAAAGAAAAGUUUUCAAAUGAUUGGGUUACUAGCAAAGAGGUCGAUGGACAAACAAGAGCUGCUACUGUAGACGGCCUUAAAGAAGGACAGCAGUAUGAAUUCCGAGUUCGUGCUGUUAACAGAGCUGGUCCGGGUGAACCAAGCGAUAAGACAAAAUCAAUUAUUGCCAAAUGUCGCUUUGUUAAACCAUUCCUUGUUGGCGAUGGUCUAAAAAAUAUUACCGUUAAAAAGGGUCAAACCAUACGAUAUGACAUAAAGUAUGAUGGCGAGCCAGAGCCGACAGCUACAUGGUUAAAAGGACAUGAUAAUAUCAAGUUUGACAACCAGCGCAUAAGCUUGGAACAAUUGGAAAGAAACUCGUCAAUAACUGUUAAAAAGGCUGUGCGCAAAGACACUGGUAGAUAUAAAUUAGUACUUUCGAACAGCUCGGGCACAAUUGAGUCUGAAGCUCAAGUGGUGGUUCUCGACAGACCUUUAGCUCCCGGAGGCCCGCUAGAACCAGAUGAAAUACGGGCAAAUCACAUCAAAAUGAAGUGGAAGCACCCUGAAGAUGACGGCGGUUGCGAAAUUACAGGAUACACUUUGGAGCGAAUGGAUGAAGAAACAGGGAGAUGGAUACCUGCAGGAGAAGUAGGUCCGAAUGAAAAUUCAUUUGACUUUAAAGGACUAACCCCAAACAAAAAAUACAAAUUCCGUGUGAAAGCUAUCAACAAAGAAGGCGAAUCUGAACCACUUGAGACAAGUGAUGCUAUUUUAGCUAAAAAUCCCUAUGAUCCACCUAGUCCUCCAAGUCAACCAAUUAUUGAUGAUUAUGAUAACAAAAGUGUGUCACUUAAGUGGAAUCGGCCUCCAUCAGAUGGCGGACGCCCCAUUACUCACUAUGUAGUAGAAAUGAAAGAUAAAUUUUCUCCCACAUGGAGCGAGGUGGCACAAACAGAAGAUCCAACCCCUAAAUGCUCUGUUGAAGGCCUAAAAGAAAAAAUGAUUUAUCAAUUCAGAGUACGUGCGGUAAAUAAAGCAGGCGCUUCUGAGCCUUCACAGCCAACAGACAACCACCUUUGCAAGCAUAAAAAUCUGAAACCGCAGAUUGAUCGGUCAACGUUUAAGCGCGUGACUAUAAAAAGUGGCCGUACUCAUAAAUGGUCUGUAGAUGUUAUCGGAGAACCAGUACCUACCCUAUGUUGGAGUUGGAGGGAUGAUAUUCCUUUAAACAACGGAGACCGAAUAAAAAUUGAAAACGUUGACUAUCACACUGAUUUUGCCAUUACAAAUGCACUGCGUAAGGACAGUGGAUUUUACACUUUAAAAGCGGAAAAUUGUAAUGGUAUUGACCGUGAAACAGUGGAGCUAGUUGUACUAGGAAAGCCCAGUUCACCCAAAGGUCCUUUGGCCGUUGGAGAUGUUAGUGCGACAGGAUGUAAAUUGCAAUGGAAAAAGCCUGAUGAUGAUGGCGGAGUUCCAAUAAAAGAGUAUGUAGUCGAGAAAAUGGAUACGGCAACAGGAAAGUGGAUUCGUGUGGGUAGGUCACCCGGUGAGAAAGAACCACCAAGCUUUAACGUAACUGGCCUAAGCCCAGGAUCAGAGUACAUGUUUCGUGUUUCUGCUGUUAACGAGGAAGGUGAGUCCGAGCCUCUGACUUCUUUAGUGGGUGUUGUGGCAAAGGAUCCCUUCGAUGAGCCAAAUAAACCAGGAGCUCCUGAAGUUAUAGACCAUGAUAAUGAGAGUGUGAGUUUGAAGUGGAUGCCACCUAAUAAUGAUGGCGGCGCCCCCAUACAAAAAUACAUUAUUGAAAAGAAAGAUAAAAAUAAACCAGAGUGGGAAAAAGCCAUUGAAGUUUCUGGAGAUAAGUUGGAAGCUAAAGUUGGUGGUCUACAAGAAUAUGGGGAAUAUCAAUUCCGUGUUAUCGCCGUCAACAAAGCGGGUUUAUCGCCUCCAUCAGAUGCCAGUGUACCACAGAUAGUGAAGUAUAAAAAAUUGAAGCCACGAAUUGAUCGUACCAAUUUAAAACCAUUGUUAAUUCGCGCUGGAAAACCUAUUAAGUACGAUAUAAAUGUUCGUGGUGAACCAGCUCCUACAAUAACAUGGUAUCAAAAUGAUUUAGAACUCAAGCCAAACGAAUUACCUAAUAACAGCGAGAUAAAAAAUAUACCAUAUAAUACAAAGAUUUCAAUACUUGAUGCAGUAAGAAAAAAUACUGGCACUUACAAAAUAAAAGCAGUAAAUGAACACGGAGAGGACGAAGCUACUGUCGAAGUAAACAUUUUAGGUCCUCCUGGAAAACCAAUGGGGCCCUUAGCUGUGACAGAUAUUACAAAAGAUAGCUGUAAACUGAAAUGGAAAAAGCCUAAUGAUGAUGGUGGAGUUCCUAUAACAGCCUAUCAGGUGGAAAAGUUUGAUAAAAAACAAGGACGAUGGGUACCUGUUGGUCGAUCUUCUGGCAAUGAUACCGAAUUUGAUGUCAAGGGUCUUCAGGAAGGCCAUGAGUAUCAGUUUCGAGUCAGAGCCAUUAAUGAAGAGGGUGAAUCUGAACCUCUUGAAACAGAUGGCAGCAUUAUAGCUAAAAAUCCAUAUGAUGCUGCCAGCAAACCAGGUACGCCAAUAAUUGACGAUUACGAUGAGCAUAUGGUCAAACUUAGGUGGGAGCCUCCAAAAAGUGAUGGAGGGGUACCGAUUGUAGGUUACAUUAUUGAAAAAAAAGAUAAGUUUUCACCCAUUUGGGAUGAAGUGCUCACCACUAAUAGUCCUGCCCCUGAAGCAGUCGUUAAAGAACUAACUGAAGGAAAUGUAUAUCAGUUUCGAGUUCGGGCAGUUAAUAAGGCGGGCGCCAGUGAACCAAGCGAUGCAACAGGACAUCAUUUAUCUAAGCCAAAGAAUCUUAAACCAUCUAUAAACCGUGAAAAAAUGAACUCAAUUAAAGUGCGAGCUGGUCAAGCUGUUAAGUUUGAUAUAGACGUUAAAGGAGAGCCUGCGCCUUCUCUUACAUGGAUCUUUAAGGAAAAAGAACUAUUGCAUACAGGAAAAGUUCGAUUGGAAAAUGAAGACUACAAUACAAAACUUACUCUGUUAGAUACAUCGCGUAAGGAUAGUGGCCAGUACAGGCUACGAGCAGAAAAUAUAAAUGGGGUUGACGAAGCUGAUGUGGAAGUAAUUAUUUUGGAUAAACCUUCAAAACCUGAAGGACCUUUGGAAGUCUCAGCUGUUCACAAAGAAGGUUGCAAGCUCAGAUGGAAAAAGCCAAAAGACGACGGAGGUGUUCCUUUAACAGGUUACGUUGUAGAAAAAAUGGAUACGGCGACGGGAAAAUGGGUACCAGCAGGAUCAGUUGAUUCUGAAAAGACAGAUAUAGAAAUAAAGGGUCUGGAUCCUAAUCAUCGUUAUCAAUUCAGGGUAAAAGCCAUCAAUGAGGAAGGUGAAUCGGAAUCUCUUGAAACAGACUCGGCCAUUACUGCCAAGAAUCCAUUUGAUGUUUCCGCUCCUCCUGGUCUUCCAGAGCUUGAAGACUGGGAUGAAAAUCAUGUUAAGCUAAAAUGGGAGCCUCCAAUUCGCGAUGGUGGAUCUCCAAUAAGCUGUUACAUAGUGGAAGUUAUGGACAAAGACACCGGCGAAUUUGUUAAAGCCCUUGAAACAGAUAGUCCAAUUUGCAAAGGAAUCGUAAAAAAACUUGAUGAAGGACAACAAUACAAGUUCCGAGUUAGAGCAGUUAACCAGGCCGGCCCCUCGGAUCCAUCGGAACAAACGAAUUGGCAUACAGCAAAACCUAGAUACUUAAAACCACAUAUUGACCGAACAAAUCUUAAGCCUGUCAUUGUAAAGACUGGGCUAUCGAUCAGUUUGGAUAUUAUUAUAAAGGGUGAGCCAGCUCCAAAAGUACAGUGGCUUUUUAAUGGGAAUCCGCUCAUAAAUCAAAAAGAUGGAGUUCAAAUUGAUAAUAUUGAUUAUAACACGAAGUUCUUUGUUAUGCGAGCAGAACGGUCACAAAGUGGAAAAUACACUAUAAAAGCUAUUAAUGAAGUUGGCGAAGAUGAGGCCGAAUUAGAGAUUUCAGUUUUGGGCAAGCCUGCAAAGCCUGAAGGUCCACUUCAUGUUAACGAUGUAACGAAACACAGUUGUAAACUAAAGUGGAACAAACCAAAGGAUGACGGUGGGGCUCCAAUCGACUACUAUGAAAUAGAAAAACUUGAUCCGCAUACUAGUCAAUGGCUACCUUGUGGGAAAAGUACUGAGCCGGAGGCAAAAGUUAUUGGUCUUCAAGAAGGCAAACAAUAUAAGUUCAGGGUGAGAGCUGUCAAUAAAGAAGGAGAGUCAGAAGACCUAGAAACCGAAAAACCAAUUAUUGCGAAAAAUCCAUUUGACGAACCAGAUAAGCCUGGAAGACCAGAUCCAACUAAUUGGGACAAAGAUUUUGUUGACCUAGCUUGGGACCCGCCAAAAAAUGACGGCGGGGCACCCAUUCAAAAAUACAUUAUCCAAAUGCGUGAUAAAUCUGGACGAUCUUGGGUAGAUGCAGCUACCAUUGCCGGCGAUAAGACUAAAGGUACCGUUACUGGUGUACAAGAAGGCCAUGAAUACGAGUUCCGAGUAGUUGCUGUCAACAAGGCUGGUCCUAGUGAUCCUAGUGACGUCUCUAAGUCUGUAAUAGCCAAACCUCGACAUCUUAAGCCACAUAUUGAUCGAAAAAAUCUGCAAAAGAAAAUAAUGCGCAAUGGCCAAUUGCUUCAUAUGGAUGCUAAUGUUAAAGCGGAACCUCCUGCUAAAAUCACUUGGGUAUACAAUGGAGCUGAAAUUAAAAACUCUGAUAAAAUUAAAAUUGAAAACGAAGAUUACAAAACGACAUUUGUUAUUCCAAAGGUCAAGCGAACUGAUUGUGGUAUAUAUACCGUCACAGCUAAAAAUGACUCAGGUUCUGAUACUGUCCAAGUUGAACUCGAAGUUUUAUGCAAGCCUAGCAAACCUAAAGGUCCAAUAGCUGUCUCUGCUGUACUAGCCGAAAGUGUUCAUCUAAAAUGGGAUAAGCCGGAAGAUGAUGGCGGCGAGCCCAUCGAACAUUAUAUAGUCGAACGCAUGGAUACAGAAACUGGUCGGUGGGUACCUGUUCAAACCACAAAGACACCAGAGGCAGAUGUUACGGGUCUUACUGAAGGUAAAGAAUAUCUGUUCCGCGUAAAAGCUGUUAAUUCUGAAGGCGAAUCAGAGCCAUUAGUAUCAGACGUUCCCACCAAAGCCAAAAAUCCAUUUGACCCUGCCGAUACUCCAGGUAAACCUCAAAUUACUGAUUGGGCCGCCAAUUUCUGCGAUCUUAAAUGGAGGGCCCCUGAAGACGACGGUGGAGCACCUAUAACAUCCUACAUAAUAGAAAAAAAAGAUCCAAGCACAGGAAAAUGGCAAAAAGCUUUUGAAUCCAAUACACCUGACUGCAAAGCUCGAGUUAAUGACCUUAUUGAGGGAAAAAAAUAUCAGUUCAGGGUUAAAGCUGUUAAUAAAGCAGGUCAAAGCAAACCUUCGGAACCGUCUGACCAGCUGAUCGCUAAAGAUCGAUUUGCACCUCCUAAAAUAGACAGAACACAUAUAAAAGAUGUUACAAUUAAAGCAGGCCAGCCUAUUCGGUAUGACAUUAAAGUAUCCGGAGAGCCUCCGGCAACCAAAGCUUGGCUUCACAAUAAGGCUCGACUUAACAGCGAUGAUACCGACUACAAUAUUGAUAUUGAGUCAUAUCGAACCAAAUUAGCUGUACCAUUUGCAAAACGACUUCAUUCUGGAAAAUAUACUCUUAAGGCGGAAAAUGAGUCUGGGCGUGAUGAAGCCUCGUUUGAAGUUAUUGUACUAGACAAGCCAGGUACACCAGAGGGUCCACUACGAGUCUCGGAUGUGCAUAAAGAGGGAUGUAUGUUAAAAUGGAAUCCUCCCUUAGACGAUGGAGGACUGCCAAUAGAAUAUUACAUCGUUGAAAAAAUGGAUACUGAGACUGGCCGUUGGUUGUCAUCUGGGCGGUUCAAGGAGCCGUUAGCGGAGGUUUGUAACUUGGAACCUGGACACGAAUAUAAGUUUAGAGUCUUAGCUGUCAAUACUGAGGGCGAAUCAAAUCCUUUGAUUGGCGAACAGCCUAUUAUUGCUAAAAAUCCAUUUGAUGAACCAGGAAAACCAGGAAUACCUGAAGCAUCAGACUGGGAUAAAAAUCAUGUGGACCUUGUUUGGCGUCCACCGAUUAAUGAUGGCGGCUCCCCUAUAUCAUCCUAUAUUGUUGAAAAACGGGAAAAGGGCACUGAUAAAUGGAUUAAAGGAGCUGAAGUAACUGCUCCAGAAUUAGGAGAAGAAUGCAGGGCGAGUGUGAACAAUCUUGAUGAAAACUGCGAAUAUGAAUUUAGAGUUAAAGCCGUAAAUGCAGCUGGUCCUGGAGAACCGUCUGAUUCAAGCAAAUUUGUUAUUACUAAGCCUCGGAAAUUGGGACCGAAAAUUGACAGAAGGAACAUUCGAACAUACAACUUUAGAGCUGGAGAACCUAUAUUCUUGGACAUCAAUAUUAGUGGUGAACCCGCUCCAGACGUCACAUGGCAACAAAAUAAUAAGUCGGUUCAGUCCACAUCAGAAUAUCACAUCGAAAAUAUUCCAUAUAAUACAAAAUAUAUAAAUAACAAUCCGAAUAGAAAAGACACAGGACUUUACAAAAUUAUCGCCCUAAAUCUCUAUGGACAGGAUCAAGUGGAGCUCCAGAUUAAUAUUAUCAGUAAGCCUGGAAAGCCUGAGGGUCCUUUGGAAGUAUCAGAAAUUUAUAAGGAUGGCUGCAAGCUUAAAUGGAAAAAACCAAAAGAUGAUGGCGGUGAGCCGAUAGAAUGCUACCUUAUUGAGAAGUUUGACUCAGAUACGGGAAUUUGGUUACCUGUUGGAAAAACUGAAGUUCCUGAAUAUAACGUAGAUGGACUUGUGUCAGGAAACGAGUAUCAAUUUCGAGUCAAGGCCAUUAACAAGGAAGGCGAAUCAGAACCUCUUGAGACUUUUGGAUCAAUUAUUGCAAAAGAUCCAUUUACUGUUCCAUCAAAACCAGGAGUUCCUGAACCCACAGAUUGGACUGCAAAUAGAGUCGAACUUUCUUGGCUUGAACCAGCAAAUGAUGGAGGAUCACCAAUUACCGGCUAUCUCAUUGAAGUAAAAGACAAGUAUAGUCCACUUUGGGAAAAGUCUUUAGAAACUAGCUCACCAACUCCGAUUGCUACUAUUCCGGGACUAAUUGAAGGAAAUGAAUACCAAUUUCGAGUAGUUGCAUUAAAUAAGGGUGGUCAGUCAGAACCUUCCGAUCCGAGCAAAACAUUUAUAGCGAAACCUCGUUAUCUGGCUCCAAAGAUUGACCGUAGAAAUUUGCGCGAUGUAACUAUUUCAUCAGGAACAGCUCUUAAAUUGGACGCAAACAUAACUGGCGAGCCUGUUCCUAAAGUUGAAUGGAAGUUAUCUAACUAUCCACUGCAAUCAUCAAAGAAUGUUACCAUAGAGACACCCGACUACUACACGAAAUUGGUCAUUCGACCAACUCAACGAAGUGAUUCUGGAGAAUACUUAGUGACAGCUACCAAUAGUUCGGGAAAAGAUUCUGUGCUUAUUAAUGUAGUAAUUACAGACAAGCCAACUCCUCCCAAAGGGCCUCUACAAAUUUCUGAUGUACACAAGGAAGGUUGUCAUCUUAAAUGGAAGCGGCCCAUUGACGAUGGAGGUACUCCAAUUGAGUAUUUCCAAAUCGACAAGCUAGAUUCUGAGACAGGUUGCUGGGUUCCAUGCUGCCGUUCAACUGAACCUCAAGUGGAUGUGUCUGGCCUUACGCCUGGUAAUGAAUACAGAUUUAGAGUAUCAGCUGUAAACUCUGAAGGAGAGUCAUUGCCUUUGCUUGGAGAGGAUGCAGUCGUUGCUAAAAAUCCAUUUGACGAACCUGGAAAACCAGAAAAUCUUCGAGCUACUGAUUGGGAUAAGGACCAUAUAGAUUUAGCAUGGACUCCACCUUUAGCAGAUGGCGGCUCUCCAAUUAUUGGCUUCAUAAUUGAAAAGAAAGAUAAAUAUGGAAAAUGGGAGAAGGCAGUCGAGGUUCCAGCUAAUCAGUAUGAAGCAAGAGUACCUGACCUAACUGAAGGCCAAGCUUAUGAAUUUAGAGUAAGCGCGGUCAAUGCCGCUGGACCUGGAGAACCUUCUGAUGCUACUCAUUCAUUAACGGCAAAGUCCCGCAAUAAACCGCCCGUUAUUGAUCGAUCCAAUCUUAUAGAGGUCCGAAUAAAAGCUGGACAAGGAUUUGGAUUCGAUUGUAAGGUAUCUGGUGAACCAGCACCAAAAACUAAGUGGCUGCUUAAAAACAAAGAAAUUCAUACCAAAGAAAAUUUAAAAAUUACCCAUAUUGAUUAUAAUACCAAAUUAAAAGUAAAUGGUGCUACUCGGUCAGAUUCGGGGCUCUACACUGUAGAGGCAGAAAAUGAAAAUGGCAAAGAUAGUGCCAACGUUAAAGUAACAGUAAUUGAUAAACCUUCCCCACCAAAUGGGCCUCUUAAAGUAACUGAUGUUGCGGCUGAAGGCUGCACUCUUCAUUGGAACCCUCCAGAUGAUGAUGGAGGUCAACCGAUAGACAGUUAUUCUUUAGAAAAAUUAGAUGAGGUGACAGGUCGAUGGAUACCUGCAGGUGAAACAGACAGUCCAAUCACUAAUAUCAGAAUAAAAGGUCUUACUCCGGGUCAUAAAUACAAAUUCAGAGUUCGCGCUAAAAAUCGUCAAGGAGUUUCAGAUCCUCUCACAACACCUCAUGUAAUUGAAGCCAAAAAUCCUUAUGAUGAACCAACAAAGCCUGGUAUUCCCAUUAUAACCGAUUUUGAUAAAGAUUUUGUAGAUUUGGAAUGGACUAGGCCGGAUAGUGAUGGUGGCUCCCCUAUUACUGGAUAUAUAAUUGAGAAGCGGGAUAAGUACUCACCAAAUUUUGAACAGAUUGUUGAAAUAAAUGGCGACAUUACAAACGGACAUGUUCCUGGUUUAAUCGAAGGAGUUAAAUAUGAGUUCCGAGUCAGAGCCGUAAAUAAGGCCGGAUUGGGUACUCCUAGUGAUUCAACUGAACCACAUUUGGCACGGUCAAAGAAUUUGCCACCUAAUAUAGAUCGAAAUUUCAUGACCGACAUAAAGAUUAAAGCUGGAAAUGUAUUUGAAUUUAAUGUACCAGUUUCUGGUGAGCCAAUACCAAGCAAAGAAUGGAGCCACGACGACAGCAUGGUAAUUAAUACAGAUCGUGUAAAAAUUACAAAUUAUAAUGAUCGUACGAAGUUAAGAACAAUAGAUGCCAAACGAUCUGAUACAGGGUCUUACACUUUGGUUGCUCGUAAUAUAAACGGAGUUGAUAAACACACUGUCAAGCUUAUUGUCCUAGAUAUACCAACUGCUCCUGAGGGCCCAUUACGUCAUAAUGAUGUUAGUAAAAGCUCUGCUAUGUUAAGUUGGCGACCACCGAGGGAUGAUGGAGGAUCAGAAAUUACACACUAUGUUGUAGAAAAAAUGGACAAUGAAGCUAUGCGAUGGAUCCCUGUCGGUGAAAGUUCUAGCACAGAAAUUAGAGCUGAUAAUCUUAUUGAAAACCAUGAAUAUAACUUCAGAGUUCGUGCCGUUAACAAGCAAGGACAAUCGCAGCCUUUAGUUACUUCACAGUUGAUUACAGCCAAGGAUCCAUAUUCUCAUCCUGACAAGCCAGGCCAGCCGAUAGCUGUGGAUUGGGGUAAAGAUUAUGUUCAAUUAGAAUGGACAGCUCCCAAAAAAGACAAUGGAGCACCUAUAUCUUCAUUCAUUGUCGAGAAGAGGCCCAAAUUUGGCUUAUGGGAAAGAGCUUUAAUGGUUCCCAGCAACGAACUUACAGCUUACAUACCAGAAUUGACAGAUGGUGGAGAAUAUGAGUUCCGUAUUAUUGCCGUUAACCGUGCUGGUCCAAGCGAUCCAUCCGAUCCAUCCACCCCUAUCAUUUGUAAGCCCCGAUUUUUGGCUCCAUAUUUCGAUAAAAAUAGUUUGAACGACAUCACAGUUCAUGCUGGCAAGCGUUUGGGUUGGAACUUGCCAAUUGAAGCAUCUCCCAAGCCAUCUAUAAAGUGGCUACACAAUGGAAAAGAAACUGCGAGUACUCGUGGUGAGAGUAGCUUGUUCCAAAAUGAACUAACUUUUGAAAUAGCAUCGGCAAUAAGAGGUGAUGAGGGAAGGUACACACUCAUUCUGAAGAAUGAGCAUGGAUGCUUUGAUGCAUCGGCACAUGUCACUGUCUUAGAUCGACCCUCACCACCCAAAGGUCCCGUAGAUAUAACAAAAAUAACAAGAGACGGAUGUCAUUUAGCUUGGAAUGUUCCAGAAGAUGACGGAGGAUCCCCCAUUUUGCAUUAUGUGGUUGAAAAAAUGGACUUGUCAAGGGGAACUUGGUCGGAUGCUGGUAUGAGCACACAUCCUGUUCAUGACGUAUCUCGACUGGUUCACCGAAAAGAAUAUCUGUUCCGAGUAAAAGCCGUUAACGCAGUAGGUGAAUCAGAACCAAUGGAGGCUGCUAACUCUAUAAUAGCCAAAAAUGAGUUUGACGAACCGGAUGCACCAGGAAAGCCAAAUAUUAUUGAUUGGGAUCGUGAUCAUGUUGAUUUACAAUGGGCUGAGCCAAAGAAUGAUGGGGGAGCACCUUUAGAAGAAUAUAUUGUACAGAAAAAAGAAAAGGGUUACCCAUACUGGACAAACGUUUUGCAUGUUCCUCCUAAUCAAAAUAAUGCAAAGGUGUCUGAACUAACUGAGGGACAAGAGUAUGAGUUCAGAGUAAUUGCCGUUAAUCAGGCGGGGCAGUCCGAACCUUCAGAACCUUCGGAUUUAAUAAAGGCAAAGGCCCGUUAUUUGGCUCCAAAAAUAUUAUCACCACUUCGUGAAAUCCGGAUUAAAGCUGGGCUUAUUUUUCAUAUAGAUAUAGAUUUUAUUGGCGAGCCAGCUCCAGAAGCAAUUUGGACGCAUAAUAAUAAUCCUUUAAUAUCUAAUGACAAGUCAACAAUUACAUCUAUCGGUCAUCACACCGUUGUUCAUACUGUUAAUUGCCAACGUACUAAUUCUGGAAUAUAUCAUUUAUUAUUACGCAAUGACUCAGGAAUUGAUGAAGGAAGUUUUGAGCUCAUUGUGCUGGACCGUCCUGGACCACCAGAUGGCCCAAUGCAGUUUGAAGAAAUAACAGCCAAUUCAGUUACCGUAUCCUGGAAACCUCCAAAAGAUAAUGGAGGCUCUGAAAUAUCAUCAUACAUUAUUGAAAAACGAGAUUUAACCCAUGGGGGUGGAUGGGUUCCAGCGGUAAACUAUGUUAACGCAAAAUAUAACCAUGCUGUUGUCCCCAGGCUAUUAGAAGGAACUAAGUACGAGUUCAGAGUAAUGGCGGAAAAUUUGCAAGGUCGGUCUGAUCCACUUACUUCAGACCACCCAAUUAUAGCUAAAAACCAAUAUACUGUACCUGGUAUACCUGGAAAACCUGAAAUAGCUGACAGUGACAAGGACCAUAUUUCUAUUAAAUGGAAGCAACCAAUUAGCAAUGGAGGAAAUUCUAUAAUUGGCUACGAUAUUGAGCGCCGGGACGUUAAUACAGGCCGAUGGAUUAAAAUAAAUGGACAGCCCAUACCUAUCACAGAGUAUCAAGACGAUAGAGUUUCAACAAACCAUCAAUAUCAAUACAGAGUAUCGGCUAUUAAUGCUGCUGGUAACAGCAAGCCAUCAGAGCCAUCAUCUAUAUUCCAUGCUCGCCCAUUGAGGGAAAAGCCAAAGCUUUAUUUAGAUGGCUUGGUAGGAAAACGUCUCAAAGUACGUGCAGGUGAGCCUGUUAAUAUAACGAUACCUAUAUCCGGAGCACCAACGCCUACAAUUGAAUGGAAAAAGGACAGCCAAAAUUUGGCAGAAGGAAAGCGCGUGUCCUCUGAUACAAAUUCAGAACGCAGUGUUUUCCGUAUUGAUGAUUCAAGACGACAAGAUUCAGGAAAGUACAGUAUAAUUGCUAGCAAUGAUUUUGGAAUCGAUAAAGCUGACAUUGAAAUUAUUGUUGUUGAUAAGCCGACACCACCUGAAGGACCACUUUGUUAUACAAAAACAGCUCCCGAUCAUAUUUCUCUCCAGUGGAAUCCACCCAAAGACGAUGGUGGCAGUGAAAUAACUGGAUACGUAAUUGAGUUUUCAGAGUUUGGUACAGAUGACUGGAAGCCUGUACCAGGCUAUUGUCCCAAAACGAAUUAUACUGUGAAGGGACUUUUAGAAGGAAGGAAAUAUAUUUUCCGUGUUAGAGCAGAAAAUAUUUAUGGAUCAUCAGACGCUUUAGAGGGCAAUCCCGUAAUAUCAAAAUCUCCAUUUGAUCCCCCUGGUCCUCCAUCCCAACCAAGUAUUACUGCAUAUUCGCCAAAUUCGGCUAGUUUGGAAUGGCAUCCGCCAGACUACUGUGGUGGAAAGCCUAUCUCAGGGUACAUUGUUGAGCGACGUGAACGUGGUGGCGAAUGGAUAAAGUGCAAUAAUUAUCCCACACCAAAUGCAAGCUAUACAGUACCCGAUUUGCGUGACGGUGUUCGUUACGAGUUCCGUGUAACUGCUGUCAAUGAGGCUGGACCAGGCCAACCGUCAAAGCCCUCUGAUUCAGUCACAGCUAAGUUGCAAUGCUAUUGCCCAGAUCCGCCCGAGCCUCCAAAACCUGAUCGUAUUUCCAAGGAUAGUGUGACAUUGUCUUGGAGGCCUCCACGCAAUGAUGGAAAAUCAAAAAUCAAAGGUUAUUACGUUGAAAUGCGGCCUAAAAAUGGAAACGAUUGGAAACCUGUUAACGAAUUGCCCAUUAAUUCCACUGUCUAUGUAGUACCUCACCUAAAAGAAGGGGAAGAAUAUUUGUUCCGAGUAAUUGCGGAAAACGAUGUUGGGCGCUCAAGUCCAUCGAAACCCUCACAGCCGAUUAUGAUUGAGGAGCAACCUAAUAAGCCUAGCAUGGAGUUAGGAAGUGUGCGGGACAUAGUGUGCCGAGCAGGUGAUGAUUUCAGCAUUCAUGUACCGUACAUGGCAUUCCCCAAACCUAACGCCUCAUGGUACUCUAAUGACACAAUCCUGGAUGAUGAUAAUCGUGUACAUCAGCAUUUGACAGAUGAUGCUGCAUCUAUCGUAGUUAAAAACUCCAACCGAUGCGAUUCUGGACAAUAUAGACUUCAACUGAAAAACCCUUCAGGUUUUGAUACUGCUACAAUUAAUGUUAAGGUUUUGGAUAGACCAGGUCCACCAAGUAAUCUCCGUGCAGAUGAAUUUUCUGGGGACUCAUUAACUUUAUAUUGGAAUCCACCAAAAGAUGAUGGUGGUUCCCCCAUUCAGAAUUACAUAAUCGAAAAGAAGGAAGCUCACUCUCCUACCUGGAACAAAGUGAGCAGUUAUUGUACAGUUCCAUUUGUACGUAUACGAAACCUCACGAUUAAUAAGGAAUAUGAUUUUCGCGUAAUUGCUGAAAAUAAAUAUGGCCAGUCCGAUUCAGCAAAUACCUCAGAGCCUAUAAAAGCUAGACAUCCGUUCGAUGUUCCGAACGCUCCUGGUAUACCACGUGGCAUUGACUCUUCUGAAGACAGUAUAACGAUAUCAUGGUCAAAACCAAAGCAUGACGGAGGCUCUCCUAUAUCCGGAUAUAUUAUUGAAAAGCGACUGCUGAGCGAUGAUAAGUGGACCAAGGCUGUGCACGCCCUUUGCCCAGAUCUCACCUGUAAGAUUCCGAGCCUUAUUGAGAAUGCUGAAUACGAAUUCAGAGUAGCUGCUGUAAAUGCAGCAGGCCAAUCAGCUUUCAGUGCAUCUAGUGACUUAAUCUUUUGCAGACGACCACCGAAUGCACCCAAGAUAACGUCUGAUUUAUCAAUUCGUGAUAUGACUGUUAUUGCGGGUGAAGAAUUUCAUAUUACUGUACCAUAUAAUGCCAAUCCUCGUCCCACGCCGUCAUGGACUCUGAAUGGCAUUGAUGUAGCUCCAAAUGAUCGAGUUCACUUUAAUACUGAUGAUUAUAUUUCAGUUUAUUAUAAUAAAUUUGCUAAACGGUGUGAGACAGGAGCUUACACGAUUACACUUACAAAUACAAAGGGAGCAGAUACUGCAUCUUGCCACAUCACUGUCGUUGACAGGCCCGCGCCACCCCAAGGCCCACUUAAUGCCUAUGACAUAACACCAGAUAAUUGUACCCUAGCUUGGAAGACACCAUUAGAUGAUGGCGGGUCUCCAAUUACAAAUUACGUUGUAGAAAAGCUAGAUCCAAGUGGAACUUGGGUCAAAGUAAGCAGUUUUGUUCGUAAUACCCACUAUGAUGUAAUGGGAUUGGAGCCACAGCACAAGUAUCAUUUUCGCGUAAAGGCCGAAAAUCAAUAUGGACUGUCAGAUCCUCUUGUACUCUCCGAUCCCAUUGUAGCCAAACACCAAUUCACUGUGCCAGAUGAACCUGGUCAACCAAAGGUUAUUGAUUGGGACUCUGGAAAUGUAACAUUGAUUUGGACACGACCAACAAGUGAUGGUGGUUCACGCAUUCAAGGCUAUCAAAUAGAAUAUCGUGAUAUUGUUAAUGACUCAUCAUGGAAUACAUAUGACUUUUUAAUAAAAGAUACUAAAUAUCAGCUUUAUAAUUUGGCUAAUGGUACUGAAUACGAAUUCCGUAUCAAGGCUAAAAAUGCCGCUGGUCUAAGCAAACCAUCCCCUCCAUCAUUAAGAUUUAAACUAAAAGGAAAAGUUUCCGCACCAUCUCCUCCUGAAACACCUCAAGUCACUAAGGUCGGCAAAAAUUAUGUAGACUUAAAAUGGGAAAAACCAUUGAGAGAUGGAGGUUCCCGUAUAACUAAUUAUGUGAUUGAAAGAAGAGAUAUAGGUGGAGCUUUAUGGGUCAAAUGCAACGAUUUCAACGUUUUAGACACUGAAUAUACGGUAACCAGCUUAAUUGAAAUGGGCGAUUACGAAUUCCGAAUUUUCGCAGUAAACUCGGCAGGUCGUUCGGAGCCAAGCCUAUGUACAAUGCCUGUUAAGGUUUGUGAAGUUAUUGGAGGAGAAAAACCUGAAUGGAUCACUCGGUUACAAAAUAGAGUAGUGCCCCAUGGCAAGGACUGCACAUUAAAAUGCGAAGCCAUUGGUAAGCCUAGCCCAAUAUCAAGGUGGCUCCGUAAUGGAAAGGAAAUUCAAAUGGGUGUCAGUCGAUUUUCUUGUGAUAGUAUUGAUGGAGUUUAUCGACUUCAUAUAUCUAAUGUACAGGCUGGAGACGAAGGAAAUUAUACUUGUGAGGCAACAAACUCUCUUGGAUUUGUUCACACUACAGGUUUCCUGAAAAUCGGAUCUCCACCAAUCAUCAACAAAUGUCCCAAAGAACUCUAUUUACCCGAAGGCGACAACACCAAAAUUAAAAUUUACUACUCCGGAGAUCAGCCGCUAUCUGUAAAAAUAACAAAAAAUAACGAAGUUAUAUCAGAUGAUAAUGAUGAGUCACAUUUUAAGUUUACCAUAUUUGACGAAUAUGCAGCUUUAUUUAUUCGAGAUAUUGUAAAGAAUGACGCUGGACUGUAUCAAAUCGAAUUUACGAACGAUUCUGGCAGUGCCAUUGGACAAUUUGAUGUGCGCAUUACAGGCAUACCAUCAGCGCCGACAGGACCAAUGGGUGUUUCGAAUAUUAAUAAACACUCAUGUAUAGUAACUUGGCGUCAGCCUGCUCAUGAUGGGGGCCUUAGGGUUACUCACUAUAUUGUGGAGCGAAAAGAUGUUGCAUCACCACAUUGGAUAACAGUAUCCAGUACUUGCAAAGAUACAUCGUUCAAUGUUCAGGGCCUAAUCGAAAAUCAAGAAUAUAUUUUCAGAGUAAUGGCUGUAAACGAAAAUGGAAUGGGUCCGCCAUUGGAAGGAUUGAAUCCCAUUCGCGCAAAGGCACCAAUAGAUCCGCCUUCUCCCCCAGGCAUACCGCAAAUUUUGGAAAUUGGAGGAGAUUUUGUGCAUUUGGAGUGGACCAAACCGGAAUCUGAUGGCGGCUCUCACAUUCAAGGCUAUUGGAUUGAUAAACGCGAAGCGGGUAGUGACACAUGGCAGCGUGUGAAUGUUACCAUUUGCUCAGCCACUCAAAUAAACUGCCCACAUUUAAUCGAAACCCGGCAAUAUGAGUUUCAAGUGUUUGCCCAGAAUGCUGCAGGCAUAUCCAAAGCAUCCUCUGCCUCUCAAACAGUUAAAAUAGUGGAUCCAAAGGCAGCUUCGCCUCCAUUUGUUGUGAAACCUUUGCGUGAUGCGAACUGUAUUCAAAAUCAUAAUGCGCAGUUCUCAUGUACAAUUAGUGGCAUACCCAGGCCAACUAUAACCUGGUAUAAGGGAGCCCGCGAAAUUACAAAUGGGGCCAGAUAUCAUAUUUAUUCAGAAGGCGACAAUCACUUCCUCAGUAUAAAUGACAUUUUUGGUGAAGAUGCUGAUGAAUAUGUAUGCCGUGCGGUCAAUAAAGCCGGAGCAAAAUCAACCCGUGCUGCUUUGGUAAUAAUGACGGCUCCAAAACUGAACGUUCCACCUCGAUUUAGAGAUACUGCUUACUUUGAUAAAGGAGAGAAUGUAGUUAUUAAAAUACCUUUCACUGGUUUUCCAAAACCCCGUAUAAACUGGGUUAAAGAAGGCGAGAAUAUUGAGUCUGGUGGUCAUUAUGCAGUGGAAGUCAAGGAAAGACAUGCCGUACUUAUAAUCCGAGACGGGUCACGCCUUGACUCUGGGCCGUACAGAAUUACGGCUGAAAAUGAACUUGGUUCAGAUACCGCUAUUGUUCAAGUGCAAAUUAGCGAUCGACCAGAUCCGCCACGAUUCCCCUUGAUCGAAAACAUAGGUACAGAUUCCUUAUCUCUUAGCUGGAAGUCACCUGUUUGGGAUGGUGGCAGUGAUAUAACAAAUUACUAUGUUGAACGCCGUGAGCAUCCUCUGGCAUCUUGGAUACGAGUCGGAAACACCCGUUUUACUUUAAUGGCCGUUGGUGGAUUAAAUGCUGGAAAAGAGUAUGAUUUCCGUAUAUUUGCUGAUAAUGUUUAUGGUCGUUCUGAGCCAUCUAAUACCAGUACACUAAUAAAGACAAAGGAAGCUAUUAAAAAGAAACCAACCGAGCGAAAAUGGGAGCUAGACGCAAAUGGCAAAAAAGUGCGGGGCAAAGCAGAUGGUCAAAUUAAAGACUACGACUCGUAUGUUUUCGAUAUUUAUUCAAAGUUUGUUCCUCAGCCCGUUGAAAUAUCUCAGCAAAGUGUUUACGAUAAAUAUGAUAUACUUGAGGAAAUAGGUACCGGUGCUUUUGGGGUAGUACAUAGAUGCCGGGAACGAAGCACAGGAAAUAUAUUUGCUGCUAAAUUUAUUCCAGUGUCUCAUUUAAUUGAAAGAGAUUUAAUUCGUCGUGAAAUAGAUGUUAUGAAUCAGCUACACCAUCAGAAGCUUAUUAACUUGCACGACGCAUUUGAUGAUGAUGACGAAAUGGUUCUUAUAUUGGAAUUUUUAUCUGGUGGAGAGCUUUUCGAACGAAUCACAGUUGAGGGUUACGUUAUGACGGAAGCCGAAGUUAUCAACUAUAUGAGACAGAUUUGCGAAGGUCUUAAACAUAUGCAUGAAAGGAACAUUAUUCAUUUGGAUAUUAAACCCGAAAAUAUAAUGUGCCAGACCAGAUCAAGCACAAACGUAAAACUUAUUGAUUUCGGUUUGGCAACGCGGCUAGAUCCAAACGAAGUAGUUAAAAUCACCACAGGAACAGCUGAAUUUGCCGCCCCUGAAAUUGUUAACAGAGAACCAGUUGGAUUCUAUACUGAUAUGUGGUCCACUGGAGUAUUGGCAUAUGUUUUGUUGAGUGGAUUAUCACCUUUUGCCGGUGAUAAUGAUGUUCAAACACUUAAAAACGUAAAAGCAUGCGAAUGGGAUUUUGAUGAGCAAUCUUUUAACAAUAUUUCGGAUGAUGGAAAAGACUUUAUACGAAAACUACUGGUUGCAAACAAAGAAAAACGUAUGACUGCGCAUGAAUGUCUUUUACAUCCGUGGCUAACUGGUGAUCACAGUAACAUGACACAAGCGAUUACUCGCGACCGUUAUUUGGCUUAUCGCGAAAAGAUAAGAAGAAAAUUUGAGGACUUUGAAAAAUAUUUAUUGCCUAUUGGGCGGCUUUCGGAAUAUUCUUCCUUAAGGAAAUUAUUGAUGGAAAAGUAUAAAAUUCACGAUACAGUUUUUGAUCGCCGCCAAGCUGCGCCACGUUUUGUUAUUCGACCAUCGUCCCAAUUCUGUUAUGAGGGACAAAGCGUUAAGUUUUAUUGUCGGUGUAUAGCUAUUGCUACACCGACGCUUACGUGGACACACAAUAACAUAGAAUUACGACAGAGCGUAAAGUUUAUGAAACGAUAUUCAGGAGAUGAUUACUAUUUUAUAAUUAACCGUGUAAAGUUAGAUGACCGCGGUGAAUACAUUAUCCGAGCCGAUAACCACUAUGGCUCCAGAGAAGAAGUCGUUUUCCUGAACGUCCAACCUUUGCCAAAAGAGCAACCGAGGUAUCGAACGGAAUCAACACCGAUUCGCCGACGGGAUCCAUUGCCGUACACCUUUUGGCAGGAGGAGUCAGAAUCAGCACCUAGUUUUACAUUCCUUUUGCGGCCACGUGUAAUGCAGGCCCGUGACACAUGCAAACUACUAUGUUGUUUAAGCGGCAAGCCAGUCCCAUCUGUUAAAUGGUAUAAGGAUGGUCGUGAGCUUAGCAAAUAUGAAUAUGCAAUGACCCACUCCGAUGGAGUUGUGACUAUGGAAAUAAUUGACUGCAAACCAUCCGAUUCGGGAAAAUAUAUCUGCAAGGCAACAAACUGUCAUGGAUUUGACGAAACCGAAUGCGUUGUGAUUGUAGAAGGAGAAUGGGUUACACCCGAGCAGGCUGAGCUUGCUCACAAUUUUCUUUAUUCAGGAGAUCGCAAAUACAUAGAGCAGCCACUUAAACCAGCGCCACCUCAAAUUGUAACAUCCCGCCAGCUCACCUCAACUUCAAUGCAAGAAACUUCUGAAACUAAAAACGACGAAAAUAGCAAUCAGAGUAACCUUUCAAAUAAGAAAAAAUAUGCGGCGAGUAGUUUAAAAGCCCCUGGUAGCCCAUCGAGAUCACGAAGUGCAACUAAGGAGUUAAUACUACCCCCCGAUGAUUCGCUAAUGUUUAAGCCGGAGUUUAUAGUUCCUCUGCACGAUUUGAAUAUUCAUGACGGAGAGCAGUUGGUACUUAGCUGCCAUGUGAAAGGAGACCCAGAGCCACAGAUCACAUGGUCUAAAAACGGAAAGUCUAUUUCAUCUUCCGAUAUAAUUGACUUGAAGUACAGAAAUGGAGUUGCAACAUUAACCAUUAACGAAGUUUUUCCUGAAGACGAGGGUAUUUUUACGUGUACAGCCACAAAUUCUAUUAGCGCGGUAGAAACCAAAUGCAAGUUAACAAUAAAAGCUCUGGGAAAAAAUAUUUCCAAUCUUCGAGUUGCCUCCAAAGAUAAUGCACCUAAAGUAGUUAGUCACCUGGAGUCCCGGUAUGUCAAAGAUGGUGACGCAGUUACAUUGGCUUGUCGAAUUAUUGGAGCCGAACAUUUUGAUGUGGUGUGGUUGCAUAACAACAAAGAGAUAAAACCAAGCAAGGAUUUCCAAUAUUCUAAAGAGGCGAAUAUAUAUCGUUUGCAAAUAGCAGAAAUUUUUCCAGAAGAUGGAGGUACUUAUACCUGCGAGGCUUUUAAUGAUGUAGGUGAAUCGUUUAGUUCUUGUACUAUAAAUGUCAGUGUGCCUGGAGAUGAGCCAAAACAUCCCGCGUUUGUAAGGUUCCCCAUUUCAGUUUCAAUUCAAGAGGGGGAAAAUGUAAUAUUUGACUGCGAAUUAGACUCAGAGAUUCUUAAUUUGAUUUGGGUGAAGGAUGGUAAACCCAUCGAUGAAACUCUUUCGCGAUACUCAUUUACUAAGGAAAAUAACAUAUAUUCUUUUUCGGUUUCCAAAUGUAAUAUGGACGAUGUUGGUCAAUAUCAGGCCAAAGCUAUUGCAAGAAAGGGUGAAAGUAUAUGCGCGUUUUCAGUAAACAUAUAUAACUCUGAGCUCUAAAAACCACCGAAAAAAAAUAUCUAUAUACAUUAUUUUUUAUCUGAUAAGAUCUUAUCAAGUUUAGACUGCUCAUUUUAUGUCGGUUUUAUCACUCAAACAUCUUCAUACAAACAUAAACAUUUUGUAUAUUUAUAGUUUUAUAUAAAUUGUUUAUGCAUUUCCACUCUUUAUUAUCGCGAAUAUCAAAUUUACCUGAUAAAUCAUGUACUACAUAUAGUAAUAUUAUUAAGCGAACCAACCUUGUUUAGAAAUUUAAGCUAUCGAAUAUUUUAAAGAAUGAAUGCCAAAUUGAUUACAGAUACUAUGUAAGGUUUUAGAAGCCUCGAUAAUUGAAUGACUUAUGGCAUCCUCAAAAAAACACCUACUCAUUAGGCAUUCAAGAGUUCGAGACCUUUAAUUCUAAUCAUUAUUAUAUCUACGUAACCUAUGUAGGGCUAAAGUAUUCGAAAGGUAAUUGACAAAAAAAAUAAUAAACAAAAUUAUUAUUUAAAUAAA